UUUUGACUCUCUAGGGGAGUGAGGGAGGUCUUAAGCCUUGCGACAGGCAGGCAGGCUGGGCUUGGCUGGAACCGACCAGGACUUUCCAUCUUGACGCCAGCCUUGAAGGCUGGAAAGCUGGCUCUCGACCUUGGUUUUUCAGGCCCAAGGCCUGUCUGGAAACACUGAGUCGGGUUGGGCCUGGGUUCUGAAGGCGCUGGAGUGAGUUUGGCCUCCAUCCGAACCAAAACAGAUUGAGUUCCAUUGACACGGGCCUUUUGAGGACGGAUUUGGGCGGACACAAGGCCGCAUUUCGGCUAAUUUGGUGGGUGGAAACCGUUUUUGGGCACGUUAGCCGUGGUUGGACCUUGUCGUCCAAGGCGACUUGACGAUGCCGUUGGCUUCGGCAAAGGAUCCGUGGCAACAUGUCAACCUGGGCCACACUAAUUCGAAUGGACCCACCGUCAGUUUACUCGGACCCCAUACCCAAGGUCCAUUGGGGACGAGUGGUCCCCUUCGGCCCGUACCUAAGGAUCAGAAAGCUGCAGUGUCCACCUCGGACGAAGAUCAAGAUUCGAACCAUUCGACACAGUCCAACGGAAGCAAGCCGACGUUGAAUGGAACCAGUGGUAUGACCACCCUUCAAGAAAUCGAAGUCAAAGAAGUCACCAAAGAGGGAUGUGAGAAGGCUACUCCCACCCAGUUUGAGCUCCUCCGAGUUCUUGGUCAAGGAUCAUUUGGCAAGGUAUUUUUGGUCCGCAAGAAUUGUGGCAAGGAUAAAGGAACCCUUUACGCCAUGAAGGUCCUGAAGAAGGCUACACUGAAAGUGAGAGACCGUGUUCGAACCAAGAUGGAGAGAAACAUCCUGGCCGAUGUGGAGCAUCCAUUUAUCGUAAAAUUGCAUUAUGCCUUUCAAACUGAGGGGAAACUGUACCUCAUUCUGGAUUUCCUCCGUGGUGGCGACCUAUUUACUCGACUUUCGAAGGAGGUGAUGUUUACUGAGGAGGAUGUCAAGUUCUAUCUAGCUGAACUGGCUCUAGCUUUGGAACAUCUCCACUGUCUUGGGAUAAUUUAUCGAGACCUGAAACCUGAAAACUUAUUGUUGGAUGAUGAUGGUCACAUCGCAGUCACGGAUUUUGGGUUGUCGAAGGAGAACUUGGAAGAAAAAGCCUACUCAUUCUGUGGAACCGUGGAGUAUAUGGCCCCUGAAGUGGUCAACCGAAAAGGGCAUUCAUUUGCCGCUGAUUGGUGGAGUUUUGGAGUACUCAUGUACGAGAUGUUGACUGGUCAUUUGCCAUUUCAAGCUCAUAACCGGAAAGAGACCAUGAAUAUGAUUCUCCGGGAGAAACUGUCGAUGCCCGAGUAUUUAAGUCCGGAAGCUCAAUCCCUCCUAAGGGCUCUUUUCAAAAGGAAUCCAAUCAAUCGCUUGGGAACAGGUGAAAAUGGAGUCCAGAACUUAAAAAAACACAGCUUCUUUGCCACCAUCAAUUGGCAUCAACUGUUAGAAAAGAAAGUCACCCCUCCGUUUAAACCCACCGUUGUAUCAGAUGAGACUUUCCAUUUUGAUUCCGUCUUCACAUCGAAAACGCCCAAAGAUUCUCCCGGGGUUCCACCCAGUGCGACAGCUCAUGAAUUGUUCCGAGGGUUUUCAUACGUUGCUCCCAUGCUCCUCUUGUCCGAUGCUGGAUCACUCGAACAAAGCCCGUCUGACCUCCAACCUCAAUUAGGAGACCAAGACAGUACGUCAACUGUGGUGGAAGUCAAUCUAGCUGAGAAGCGUCUUCCCGGCUCAUCAGUAUUGAAGGCAAUCACUGGAAAUGUCAAGACGAUACCAAUCUCAAGUGAAUAUGAUAUCCUGGAAGAAAUCGGAAAGGGGAGUUAUUCGGUUUGUCAUCGAUGUGUCCAUAAGACCAAAAAGACUGAAUUUGCCGUUAAGAUAAUCAACAAAAGCAAAAGGGAUUGCUCUGAAGAGGUGGAGAUCCUACUUCGCUACGGCCAGCAUCCUACCAUAGUCACACUGCGGGAUCUCUUCGAAACCCGAGACCAUGUCUACCUGGUUUUUGAUCUAAUGCGAGGUGGCGAACUCUUGGACAAGAUCCUUCGUCAGAAAUUCUUUUCAGAGCGAGAAGCUCGGUCAGUCAUGGAGAAAGUCACCGCAGCCGUCCUCUACCUACAUCAAAACGGGGUUGUUCACCGCGAUCUCAAGCCAGCCAAUAUUCUUUAUGCGAACGAUCGAGGCGACCCCGACACUCUGCGAAUCUGUGACUUUGGCUUUGCCAAGCAACUUCGAGCAGAGAAUGGGCUUCUCAUGACACCUUGUUAUACGGCCAAUUUUGUGGCCCCCGAAGUUCUCAAACGUCAAGGGUAUGAUGCUGCGUGCGACGUCUGGAGCCUUGGGAUUCUAUUGUUCAUCAUGCUCGCCGGUGCAACACCAUUUGCCAAUGGUCCGUCCGAUGAUCCGGAUGUUAUCUUGAAGCGGAUUGGGGAAGGAAAACUGGAUCUUGAGACAGGAAACUGGGGAUCGGUAUCCAAAGAUGCAAAACAUCUGGUUACUCGCAUGUUAGCAGUGGACCCUGCCAUUAGACCAACGUCGCAACAAGUUUUGGAUCAUCCGUGGAUGACCUCGAAAAUUCUGGCCACCACUGCCCUCCCACACAAGGAUCUGUGGCAUGUUAAGGGCGCUGUAUCCGCCACGUUCCAAGCGUUGCGAAAUCAAAGUCCAUUGGUGCCAGCCAUGGGCAACAUCACCAUGUCGGAUUUAGCUCGAAGGAGAAAGAAAUCGAAAGUGAAGAACGACUCUGACUCUACGCCAGUGUGAAGCCAGAAUACAAGAUCAAAAACAAAUUCAAGAGUACACUAAAAGACACAUAUCGGAUUGCUCAGUGAGGUCGCAACCCAAUUCCAAUUACAGCUCCAUUGACUCUCUUCAGUGUGUCGCCGCCCUCCUCCCUACUCGCCCCGCUUCACUGCAUUCUCCUCAUUCUGCACCGCCCACGCAACAUUUUUUUCUUCUGGAUUUCAAAAAUGGCUUCUUGUGUAUGAGGAAUGAAGAUGGAGAAUAUCUCGUGGAAUAGCGUUUAAUCUCUUUUCGAAACCGGAUUCUCCCCAAGAAGAUUGAUUUCAAAGACAAAAUCACGAGGUUUGGGCUUGUGUAUUUCUCCCUUUGCUAUUCGGAGAAGGUAUAAUGAAGCUAAACGUUCGGGGUCCUUGGAUGUGCAGACCCAUCAUUUUUGUCCGGUGGCAUUUCUGUCAUCAAUUGAUCUCCUUUAUCAACACCACGAACAAAAAUAGCAAAAACUUGAUUAUACUUGUCAGUAUUAUUACUGUACCGCUCCUUUGACUUUGCAAGGAGGUGUGGAGUCCACUGUCAAAUUAUGUCCCAUAUACCCUCAUCUCUUACAUUUUGUAAUUCAAUUUGGGCCAACGCUCGAUCUCAUCUUUUAGCUUUUCUUGAACAAAGGCAAGUCCCACACCAUUCUUGUUCAAUGUCUUAAGCGUUUCCCUUUCGUACUUGUAUCAUUGUCUGAGCAUAAUAUUGGAGCAUUCAGGGAACAAUUGUCUACUACUUCAUGAUAAAACCGCCCCUGAUUUCACCUGAUUUUACCCGAUAUCUAGUUAAUUUGCAAUGUGUGUGAUAAAUUGAAUAAAUUUCUUAUCAAACGUA
This is a messenger RNA of Tigriopus californicus, 3643 nucleotides long. RefSeq names its product ribosomal protein S6 kinase 2 beta-like. Gene Ontology annotation, molecular function: ATP binding; ribosomal protein S6 kinase activity; magnesium ion binding. Lineage: Eukaryota; Metazoa; Arthropoda; Copepoda; Harpacticoida; Harpacticidae. The coding region runs from base 371 to 2797 and encodes 808 amino acids. Gene Ontology annotation, biological process: protein phosphorylation; intracellular signal transduction. The record is from RefSeq and is a predicted model, not a curated record. The transcript has 17 exons.